GAGACAGACUACACACUUUGUAUAUUAAUCGUAUGUGUACGCAGUACCACUCAAAUAACGUAUCACGCGCAACACGCUUAACUUAAAUAUAGGAAAUAAUAUUAUAAAUAUCAUACCGUGGUGCGAAAUCCACAACGAAUUUUUUCGGAACGUCGUCUGAUGAAAUAUGUUUCAAAUUUUGACAUUUAUAUUCGCCCUGUCGGUGUCCAGUCUGCACGGUGUAGUGCAGACCAUUAACGGCGACCAAUGCUCGUCCUCUGAUUAUACGGUGGGCUACGGGUAUAAGCAUUGGCACAAUGCCACUGAGAUUCCGACGGCCGAUGGCACAGUGAAGUUCAAGUUUUACGUGCAAGCGGAAAGUGACGCGCACAUCAUGUUGGCCAGAGAACCGGCGUCGCCCGGAUACGAAAUCGUUCUCGGAGGAGGGUCAAACACUUUUUGCGAUAUACGCAAAUUCGACGGGAAGUUAACGUCGAUGGCCACCGUCGGCCCGAGGAAAAUUCUCAACGUGGCAAACCUCGUCGGCUUUUGGGUGCGCGCGUCCAUGCAGUCCGGUCUGAUCGAGGUCGGCAGAAACGGCGAGAACUUGCCGAUCAUUUUUUGGAAGGACCCGGAGCCGAUACCGGUCAAUUAUUAUAGCUUCAGCUCGUGGGGCCCAGUUGUCUGCAAGUGGAUGUUCAAGUGCAAGCCCGACCCACUAGUGACGCCGAAGAUGCCGCCGGAUGCGAAAGAGAGAAUCGAUUAUACUGAAAAAUUCUAUACAUACAUGGAACAACUCAGGAGAAACGUAGUGAAGAAGCGCGGUCUGUUCGGAGGAGACCCGACGACGAACUCGCAGCAAGUGCUAAACGUGGCGCUAACCAGUAACUUCAAGUUCAUUCAUCUGGACGUCAUGACUUCAACGCUCACACUUCGGGGUGUCGCCACUUUUGAAUGGACGGACAAUAGUAUCCAUUGGAACCCUGAAAACUAUAAAAAUAUUUCCAAAUUACAUUUAUCGAACUACGAACUAUGGCAACCCGAACUCGUACUACACAACGCAAUGGAUCCGGCUUCGAGUAUGUUUUCCGGAUCGAAGGUGUCCGUGGAUAACAAUGGCAAAGUCACAUGGAGACCUAAAUUUGACAUUAGAACCAAAUGCGACAUCGACUUGACGUCGUGGCCGUGGGAUAAACACAAGUGUGCCAUACUGAUGAGCACGUGGUCGCAUAAAAUAUCCAAUGUUUUCUACGAGAUCAAAAACAACCAAAAUAACGAAUGUUUUCAAGUGUCCCAUUCGGAUUGGAGACUCGACAGGAUGACAGGCUCGUAUGUGGGAGACAGCACUCCAUGGGACGAUAUCGUGGCAGCCAUCAACGACGUUGACAGUAGUUCCGCAGACGACAGUCCCCCUCAAUAUUCACUGGAGCUCAUGGUCGAAAUAUCUAGAAACACGAAGAUUCUCGAGAAACUGUUUUACGUCCCGUUAAUACUGAUCAGUUGUGUAUGGCUGUCGUCUUUCGGUAUAAUGCCCAAUUCCUCAUCAAAAAUCACGACAAUUUGUGUGUCAAUUAUAAUUUCAAUAUUGAUCAUUGUAUACAUGACGAAGUAUGUACCAGUUUUCACUGAAUUUCCUCCAAACUUGAUGCUCGGAUAUUUGAAACUUAUGCUCCUGAUAUCGAUGGACGCUUUCAUCUCGUCACUGCUCAUAACGGUGCACAGUCGCAAAACGACAAUCGGCCAUCCUCCGUUCGCGUUAACUAGAUUUCUGACCACGCCCAUCGUGACGAAAGUUCUGGCGUUGCCAAAAUUGGAUUCUCCCCGGACCCUCGUCUACGACCAGUCGGCCCAAAGACCCGACGCAGGACACGAUACCACGACCACCCUAUGGGAUAUCGUCAUAGUUGCUUUCGAGCGAAUCAUAUUCGUAGUGUUUUUUGCGAUCACCGUGGCCAUAUUGCGGUCGGUCAAGAUUUCCUUUUCGGCUCUGUUUUGAUCGAUCUUAACAGUAUUAAUUGUACAAUAUAACGGCGUAAUGUGCACGUGGUAAUAACAGGUGUAGGUAUCAUGUAGUCACAGCAGUUGCGUAUUUAUGAUUUCCUCGAGGAUAGGGACUGGGAGAGAGGCCUUGAGAGUGGAAAUUAACUCUGGUGGUUAUCGACGAUAGAAAAACACAGUUUUAUAAUAUUUAUAAAAGAACAAAACGUAAUGACAUUUCUAAAAUAAACCGGCACUAUUGUUUUAACAGUGAAUAAUUUGUAUUCAUAUAAUAUUUAACUCUAUUAUUUUAUUUUUAAAACUUUUACUAUCUAUACUGUGCUGAUUCAGUUUUGUAAAAAACAUUACAGUUAAUUUAUGUAAGUAUGAUGAUAAUUUUUAUAAUAUUAUAUUCGAGUAGUAAACGGAAGAAGAGUACGAAUAAAGUUUUCAAUGUUGUACAAAUCGAGUGAUUCUGUUCCUUCAUAAUUAUUAAUUAUUAACUUACAGCCGUUUUUGAUUAGUGUCACGCAUAAACCAAGAUAGAUACAAUUUCAAACAAAUAUCCCGAGGGUGAUGUUUAUCCUUCUGUUAAUACCCAUCUGUAAAUACGCCACUGACUGACAUACGUGUAUUAUAUACUGUACUAUAUAGCUAGGUAAUAAACUCAAAAUUCAUAUUAUAUACAUUUUAUAUUUCAUGUGAAAUAAAUACACAUCGAUGGUAAUUUAUUCGAAGUUAGAAUAAGUACAUAAUUAUUAUUUAUUAUAAAUAAUUUAGUAUAAUACAUAGAUAUAAAUAUAUUUAAAAUCAAUAAACCUAAUAACUCAAU
Molecule: messenger RNA, 2788 nt
Organism: Metopolophium dirhodum (rose-grain aphid)
Lineage: Eukaryota; Metazoa; Arthropoda; Insecta; Hemiptera; Aphididae
Product: neuronal acetylcholine receptor subunit beta-4-like
Exons: 10
Coding region: 167-1975 (602 amino acids)
Biological process (GO): chemical synaptic transmission; monoatomic ion transmembrane transport; signal transduction
Cellular component (GO): synapse; neuron projection; membrane
Molecular function (GO): extracellular ligand-gated monoatomic ion channel activity; transmembrane signaling receptor activity; neurotransmitter receptor activity
Source: RefSeq, a predicted model, not a curated record